CUAUAGUUUUUUUUUCAUUGUCAUUUUGAAUUUUAUUUUGAAUCGACUUUGAACUAUUGUUACGGUUGUUAGUGUUGGGUUUUAUUCAUCAUGACAAACCAAACCAAUAAAAAUGGUUUUUUCCAUCGAUUCUAUCUCAUGUUAUUGUUUCAAUUUCAAUCAUUACUUGAAACACAGGCGAAUUUCCUAAACAAUAUUGGUGUUUAUCGAAGAAAACGAGCAAAAUUACCCGAUGAUAAUGAAGAACGAUUAACCGGACAAACAGUAGUAAUAACUGGUGCAAAUUCUGGUAUCGGCCAACAUACAGCACGGAUAUUUGCCCAAUUAAAUGCAAAUGUUUUUAUGCUUUGUCGUGAUCUAAAUAAAGCUCGUAUUGUUUGUGAUGAAAUUCGAAAUGAAAUUAAUCAAUUAAACAAUAAUGUUACGAAAAAUCAAAUAGAAUUAAUACAAUUAGAUCUAUCAUCAUUAGAUUCGGUACGAAAAUGUGCAAAAGAAUUGAAUGAAAAAAUUGAAAAAAUCGAUUAUCUAAUUAAUAAUGCUGGUAUUAUGAUGUGUCCAGAAUCAAAAACAAUCGAUGGAUUUGAAUCACAAUUUGCUACAAAUCAUCUUGGUCAUUUUUUACUUACUAAUCUUUUGAUGGAUAAAAUUCAACGAUCAUCAUCAGCAAGAAUUAUUAAUCUAGCAUCAGUAGCACAUAUGCCCGGUACGAUUCAUUUUGAUAAUAUUAAUCUUGAUAAUGGUGCUUAUACACCAUUAAAAGCAUAUGCACAAAGUAAAUUGGCAAAUGUUUUGUUUACAUUGGAAUUGGCAAAAAAACUUCAUGGUACAAAUAUUCGUGUAUAUGCUGUACAUCCGGGUCUUGUUAACACUGAACUUGGUCGUCAUCUUAAUGGUUUAACAUUAUGUUUAUUAAAUUUUUUUCGUCGAAUGAUAUUGAUUAGUCCAGAAUUAGGUGCACAAACAACACUUUAUUGUGCAUUCGAUUCGAAUAUUAUGAAUGAUUCGGGUGGUUAUUUUGCAAAUUGUCGUCGAAUCAAAAAUAUGGUAAAAAAUGCAACCAACAUUGAUGUUGCUGAACAACUUUGGGAAUUAAGUUGUAAAAUGUGUGGAAUUGAUAAUAAUUUUAAAUCAAUUUAGCAAUCAAAAUAACAUUUUUUCCGUUUUUUUAUUAUUAUAA
Dermatophagoides pteronyssinus (European house dust mite) is the source of this 1177-nucleotide messenger RNA. RefSeq names its product retinol dehydrogenase 12-like. NCBI's taxonomy places the organism in Eukaryota, Metazoa, Arthropoda, Arachnida, Sarcoptiformes, Pyroglyphidae. The record is from RefSeq and is a predicted model, not a curated record.